Daldinia caldariorum is the source of this 2345-nucleotide messenger RNA. RefSeq names its product nineteen complex-related protein 2-domain-containing protein. Gene Ontology annotation, biological process: spliceosomal complex disassembly. Gene Ontology annotation, cellular component: U2-type post-mRNA release spliceosomal complex. Bases 546 to 2267 code for a protein of 573 amino acids. The record is from RefSeq and is a predicted model, not a curated record. The transcript has a single exon. NCBI's taxonomy places the organism in Eukaryota, Fungi, Ascomycota, Sordariomycetes, Xylariales, Hypoxylaceae.
AAACGUGUAGUUUCGUCACAAAAUACGAGGACGAGAGUCGGGAGCCUGAUUGCUUACAUCGUAACCGCGAAGAAUGCCUAGAACCUUACGGCUUCCGUUUAGCUGAACGAAUAGUCUCUUGUCGAGGUACUGUAUGAUACUUAGUAAGCUCAAUUCAAUUCGACGGAUUGUAUAAUGACAAGAAAAAUACCUUCUUGAGCUCUGGUUGUGCAGGCGCCAUCUUGACAGUAUUUGCUCGAUUCUGUGGUGAGAAGCUGAAGACGUGCAGCAAGAAAGAUGGUGGAUGUUAGAUGUUGCUAUUGAUAAAUAGAGAGCCGACUCGGCUCAGCCGAGUUCAGCAACGGGCAGAUACUAAUGUAAGAUAAUAAUAAUAAUGUCAUAGCUCAAUUCUUUAUCGAUAAGCAAUUCCUAGCUCCAAAACCAAAGUUACAAAGUUACAAAGGUACAAAGCGAACAAGUGACCUUUUCAUCUUUCAUUUAAGUUGGUAUUCAACAUUCCAGGUUACGGACUUCAGCGGACGGACAACUCAUUAAACCCAUAUAAAAUGAGCGCGUUCGGUGUCAAGCGAAAAGCGCGAAAGAUCACAGUCCAAGAUGACGACGAUGACACGAUCUCACCCGAAGCUUUAAAUCCACUAGAAGAACCUCAGGGUCCAGCGUUGCAACCCUCGUUCAAGACAAGUCGAAACAAACCAUUCAAGCAUUCAUCUCUACGGAAGAGCAUAAAUGUCGAUAAGCUCGAAGAUGACGCAGCUUCCGAUCAACUACCUACCUCUACAAAUAUCAAAACGGAAGCUGAAAAUGACGAAGAUGAUGGUGCACCUUUACGAAGCCGGCCGCCGUUAGGAGGAAGGUCAGGAUCUAGCAAGAUUAAGAAAAAGGCAUCUAGCUCGCGUCUUUCGUUUGGUGUCCCUAGCGAGGAAGUUCCCGAAGAUGAGGAUUCCAUGAUACUUGGAGAGGAAUUCUCCACACCUAAACGCUUGUCGACGCUUGCUCAUGCCGUAGCCGAAAAUAGCGCCUACAAGAAGGGCAUUGCGAAGAAUCUACCUCUCGGCCGCUUACCCAUGCGCUCCAACGACACCGACGAUAACCGUCCGCGCUAUAGCAAAGAGUAUCUCUCCGAGCUCCAACAAUCCACUCCAAACACGCCCCAGGACCUUUCUAAACUACAACCUACCUCGGACGACGAGAUGAUCCUCGACGCAUCCGAGCUCGAAGGCGCGCUAAUAGUAGACACUGCACCAACCCACCCCGCUUCUUCUCCCAAGAAGACAGCGAUCCUAGCCGAAGCCGAGAUCCAAGAGAAGAAAGCCCGCCGCGCCCGCCUAGCCAAAGAAGGCAGCAAGGAUACCGACGACUUCAUCUCUUUGUCCGACGACGACAAUAACAACGACCGUCGUGGAGCCGGGGACUCGUAUCUAACCGUCUUAUCCCGGCGACGCGAACCCAAGCACAUGAAGUCGUCGAAAGACAACACGCGUCUAGUCGCCGAAGACGAGGACCUAGGCGAGGGCUUCGACGAGUUCGUCGAGGACGGCGGGCUCUCGCUAGGCAAGCGAGCGGAGCGAGAGGCGCGCCGGCGGCGCCGCGCGGAGAUAGCGUCGCUGAUCACGGCAGCGGAGGGCGGUGGCGGGGAGGGCGGCGAGGAGGAAGAGUCGGACGACUCGGAAGCGGAGCGGCGGGCAGCGUACGAGGCGGCGCAGACGCGGGCCGGGAUGGACGGGCUAGCGGAGGAGCGGCGGAAACGGCUCCUAGGCGCGGGCGCGGGUGCGGGUGGGCAAAACCCGCAAGCGAUCAUACCGCGGAUCACGCCGCUGCCGGACCUCAGCGUGCUGGUGGCGGAGUUCAAGGCGCGCAUGCGCAGGAAGCAGGAGGACAUGGCGAGGCUGCGGGCGCGGAUCGAGGAGCUGCGGCGCGAGAGGGAGGGGAUACUCGCGCGCGAGCCCGAGGUCCAGAGGCUGCUUAAUGAAGCUGGCGAGCGGUAUCGCGCGCUGAUGAUGGCUGGCGCUGCUGAUGCGCGCGCGGGGAACGCUGAAGGCGGUGGUGGUGGUAGUAAUAAUAAUGGGGGUAAGAAUGGGGAUGAUGCUGUGGCUGGUAAUAAUGCUACCACGACAGGAACUUUCGAAGCCGCGCAGUCGCUUUUGGAUCAAGUUAGAGCUGGCGGUGGAGGAGGAGGCACCCCCGGCCAGAGAGGAUUGGAUAGUUUGGGGACUACGCCGGUGAGGCAGAAGUCACAGGUGGAGAUGGAGAUGGAGAUGGAGAUGUAAUAUGAUAGGGCAGACAUAAUAUGUUAAGAUGAUACCCAAAUACAGUACCUACCUUGUACCCAAUACACAGAAUACCAG